AUGGUGACAAAUAACCAAUACUUAUUUGCUUAUCAGAGGCAACGCCAACCUAUUCAAAGAAAGGGUGUGUUGGAACUAGAAGGAGUAGACACAAUCUUGGCACAGAACAAGUUGAUGCACCAACAGAUCCAGCAACAAAUGGAAAUAAUGGCUAAGAGAGUAGAUGGCCUCAAACUAGCUUCAGUGAGCACAACAAAUCAAGCUUCAAUUGAAUGGGGUCAAAAUGAAGCAGGCAAUGUUGAGCAACAACAAGAACAAGUUCAAUACAUGCAAAAUACCUCAAGUUCAUUUCAAAAUGACUUCCAUGGUGACACAUACAACUCAUCCUGGAGGAACCACCCGAACCUGAGAUGGGGUGAUAAUCAAAACCAGUGGCAGAAAAAUAACAACUCCAACCAUUCCCGCAACACACACAACCAAAAUCAUUCAUCUAACAACACUAACCAAUACAAGAAACCCCAAAACACAUAUCAACCACCCCACAAUAAUUCACAAACUCACCAAAAUAACUUUUCCACACCACCAUUCAACUCACAAAAUGCCCACCUCAAUGCUCCAAACAAUUUCCAGCCACAACAGUCAUACCCUACCAUACCACCCAUUGACCAUCAUGAAACCAGGAUCUCAAGUCUUGAAGCAGCCUUGCAAGCCCUUACCCAAAACACACAGUCACUUGCCUAG
Molecule: messenger RNA, 681 nt
Organism: Arachis ipaensis
Lineage: Eukaryota; Viridiplantae; Streptophyta; Magnoliopsida; Fabales; Fabaceae
Source: RefSeq, a predicted model, not a curated record